AUGAAUAUAUUCCCUCUACACUCGAAUUCAUUAUUAAUAUUUUUUAUCUUAUUCAUUAUCAAUGAUUAUGUUAGAGUGAACGGAAAAGUUGAAUCGGCGCCAACAAACAAUGGACAACAGUAUCCACUUGUUAUGAUCCCUGGUACUGCGGGUAGUCAAGCUUUUGCAGUCUUCAAAAAUGAUCCUAGUCGCCAACCUCUACCGCUAUGGUUAAAUAUGAAAUUUUUUGUUUUCAUUAAACGCUUUUCUGAUUAUUUUAAGUUGAAUUAUAAUCCAAUAACUGGUCGAACUGAAGAUACUGAAGGAGUUGAAAUAAUCUUUCCUGGAUGGGGUGAAACAUGGUCAAUUGAAAAUUUAGAUGAAACACCAAAUGUUUUCUCAGAAUACUUCGGUUCUUUAGUCUAUGUCCUAAAGAAGGAUCCAUAUUAUGUGUCAAACUUCACAAUGCGAGGUGCACCAUAUGACUUUAGAAAGGCUCCAAACGAAAAUGCUCAGUUUUUUGAAAAUCUAAGAUUACUAAUCGAAGAAACCUAUGAAAAUGCGAAACAGCGACGUGUUGUUCUACAUCCACAUAGUAUGGGAUGCUUAUAUGCCUUAGCGUUUUUAAAGCAGCGCACAAUUUCUUGGAAAAGAAAAUAUAUUAAAUCAGUCAUUUUUUCCAGCUGUCCGUUUGGUGGAUCUGUUAAAUCCUUAAAAGUUGAAGCUAGUGGUGAUAACUUCGGGGUGUUUUUACGUAGUCCACUGAGUUUCCGUUACGUCCAGCGUUCUAUGCCUUCGCUUACAUUCAUGUUCCCAGAUGCCCGUUUAUGGCCAGCCUCAGAACCACUUAUUAUCACACCGACAAAAAAUUACAGUACAGCUGACUAUGAAAGCUUUUUCAAUGACAUAAAUUACACAGUUGGAUAUAGAAUGUGGAAGGACACUCAUUCUCUUGUCGAUGGACUUGAAAUGCCAAGUGGUAUUGAUGAAAUUCACUGCAUCCAUGGUUCAAAUUUGAGUACUACAGAUAAACUUGUUUAUUCUCCACCUAAUCUAUUUCAUAACGGUUUCCCAGACCAGGUACCACUAUUAGUUCCUGGUAAUGGAGAUGGAACUGUCAGUAUUCGCAGUUUGGAAUAUUAUCCUCGGAGCAAAUAUAACACAUGGAUAGAAGCUACCUUCGUAUAUCAUAGUGUAUAA
Molecule: messenger RNA, 1179 nt
Organism: Trichobilharzia szidati
Lineage: Eukaryota; Metazoa; Platyhelminthes; Trematoda; Strigeidida; Schistosomatidae
Source: the annotation of a GenBank genome assembly